GCUCUCACACUCGAUGCAUAGCAGAGUUUUCAAGGAGCAUGGCGUACAGAAGAACAAUUAAGACGUGGCCCAGGCCUUCUUUAGUCUUCGCAUUGGCAACGACGGUACUAUGUUGUCUGGUGUCCUGUACUCAAUCACACAGUUUGAGGAAAGCCUUCCACAGAAGUGUGGACCCUGAGGCAAAUUAUCAAGAGGGGAAGAUUCUGUUUGGCAACUUCUUUGACCAAAAUGGAGCCCAGCCUGAUGUUGUUAAGUCUCCCUUCACUGAAGAUGCAUCGGAUUUCCAAGAAGGAUCACCAGGCCUUCCUCUAGAUCCCAGGGCCAUGAGGCAGUGGAGCAGCAUGGAGCCUUCCUGCCAGUGUGCCCCGAACCAGAUGUGGCUCCUAGCGAAGGAACCCGGGGCGUCACAGCUGGCGUUGGCCCAAGGCGACAAAAGCAGCGCGGCACUUCCUCUCGCCAGUGUCCCCGAGUCCUGUGGUUACACGGUUAACCAAGACUCUGCUGGGCUUGAGCUGACCGUGCCGUACGACGGCUGUAAAAUCACGGAGAAGGAUGGACGAUACCUACUGCCAAUGCUUUGGCAAGGAAUUCCCAUCAUGCUCUCUUGCCCCAAAGCUCAGACAUCCAGUCCUAAGGGGCAACAACAAGUAGUCCAUCCACUACAGAUACCAACUGUGACGCAUCCGCCAGUUCAGGCAAAAGAGCCGCCACAAACUACUGCCACUCCGCCAGCUGAUCCAUCCUUUCCAUUAUACCAGCACCCCUGGCACCCUGCAAUGAUGCCUAAUUACCAAGGUUAUCCAAACUGGCACCACAUGGUCAAUCCUCCCCAGGUACCGACUGCCCCCUCCACGACUUCUGCCCCUACGACUGCAGUACAUCCGCCAUUAAUGCCAUCCAUUCCAUUAUACCAAAACCUGUGGAAUCCUGCCUUGCUGGCUCCUUACCAAGGUAAUCCCUAUGGGCACGGAAAACUCAAUCCUCCCCAGGCACCCCCUUCAACUGUAGCCCCUACGACUGCUGCACAUCCGCCAAUAAAAGGCAAAGAUCUGCCACAGAUGAUUCCUCCAGCUGCGAAACCAUCUGACUUGUACAAGUGGAAUCCUCUAUUGAUGCCUCCUUACCACGGUUUUCCAUACUGGCCCCACAUGGUCAAUCAUCCCCAAAUAAAGACGGCAGCACCUACGACUACAGUACGACCACCAGAAACGACUCCACCAGCUGCUGACACUAAACAAUCAGACUUGUACCAGUGGAAUCCUCUAUCGAUGCCUCCGUACCAUGGUAAUCCUUACUGGCAGCACCCGUGGAAUCCUCUUUUGAUGCCUAAAUUCAGCAGUGAUCUAACUGUGCCGCAGCAUCAACGAUACUCUGCCCCAAGUCCCCACUACCAACUCCAAGGCCCCCAAACCACGAUGACUGAUCCGGCAACGGCGGCGCAUCAGCCAGCUGGUGCCAUUGCACCAUCUUAUCCAUCUCUGACCCCAUUCGACCCAUUACUCCAGUCGAAUCCUUCAACGAUUCCUCAAUCUGAAAGUUUUCCAAAUGGGAAGCAACAGUGGCAUCCUAGUCUAAAGCCUCAAUCCUCAAACAGUGAUCAAAAUGUGCAGCAACAAUUGAUUCCUCCAUGGAUGCUGCCCUCAAACAGUUAUCCAAUUAGUCCUCAACAUGGGAUCCCUGCAUCGAUGGCUCACCCGAGUGCUCCAGUUGGUCAGAAACAGGGGAACCCUCAAUCGAUGCCUCACCCGGGGAGUGCUUCAAAUGGGCAGCGACGGGGAAACCCUCCAUCGCUGCUUCCCCGCAACGGUGAUCUAAAGCAGCGACCGUGUAACGUUCCCUUUAUACCUCGCUCUGACCAUCUUCCAAACUGUUGGAACUGGUAAUUUCCUGCAGUGUCUCAAAUAAAACAUUGAACUGUU
Molecule: messenger RNA, 1919 nt
Organism: Gadus macrocephalus (Pacific cod)
Lineage: Eukaryota; Metazoa; Chordata; Actinopteri; Gadiformes; Gadidae
Product: polycystin-1-like protein 3
Exons: 3
Coding region: 39-1883 (614 amino acids)
Source: RefSeq, a predicted model, not a curated record